Syzygium oleosum is the source of this 1594-nucleotide messenger RNA. Its product is annotated as 11S globulin subunit beta-like. The coding region runs from base 1 to 1518 and encodes 505 amino acids. Gene Ontology annotation, molecular function: nutrient reservoir activity. The record is from RefSeq and is a predicted model, not a curated record. The transcript has 5 exons. Lineage: Eukaryota; Viridiplantae; Streptophyta; Magnoliopsida; Myrtales; Myrtaceae.
AUGGCUUCAUCUUCUUCUUCCUUGUUGCUCUCCCUAGGGCUCCUCGCCAUCCUCGUCGGCCUCCAGGGCUGCUCCGCCCACUUUGGGCAGGCCUCGGGGCAGGGCCCCUGGCCAUUCGGCCGGCAACCGCAGCAGCGGCAGCGGCACCAGCUCCGGUUCAGGAGCGAGUGCCGGCUCGACAGGCUGGACACCCUCGAGCCAAGCCGGAGGGUCGAGGCCGAGGCCGGGUUCACUGAGCUCUGGGACGAGGAGGAUGACCAGUUCGCGUGCGCGGGGGCCGCCGCGGUCCGCCACGUCAUCCGCCGCAACGGGCUCUUCCUGCCUGCCUUCAGCAAUGCCCCGGAGCUCUUGUACGUGGUUCAAGGAAGUGGGCUUCAGGGCGUGGUCAUUCCGGGUUGCCCUGAGACGUACCAAGAGGACGAGUCGUCGCAAUCUCAGUUCCAAGACCGACACCAGAAGGUCCGGUACAUCCGCCAAGGCGAUCUUCUCGCGUUGCCCACCGGCGUCACCUACUGGAUCUACAACCGGGGUCAGUCUGAUCUCGUCCUGGUUUCCGUCCUCAACACCGCCAAUGAAGAAAACCAGCUUGACGAGAACAUCAGGAAAUUCUUCCUAGCUGGGAACCCACAACAAUACCAACAACAAGGAGGUAGGAGCCGGAGAUGGGAAGGCCAAGGCCAGAGCCAAAGCCGGCGCGGCAACAUCUUCAGCGGCUUCAACGAUGACAUCCUCAGCGACUCCUUUAACGUCGAGAAUGAGCUAGUCCAAAGGCUCAAGGGGCAGCGAGACCAGCGGGGCCACAUCGUCGAGGUCCGGGACGAGCUCCAGGUCCUCAGCCCGCGGUAUGACAGGGGCGAGGAAGGCAAGCGCGAGUGGGAGUGCGAGCGCGAGCGCGAGCGGCAGGGGAGGCGCCAGCAAGGCCGCGGCAUCUUCAACAACACUAGCGAGGAUGCUGGUGCUAAUGGCUUGGAGGAGACGCUGUGCACACUCAGGCUUAGAGAGAACAUAGACAACCCCGAGCGGGCGGAUAUAUACAAUCCGAGAGGUGGACGCAUCACCACGCUCAACAGCUUUAGCCUCCCCAUCUUGAGCCACCUGCAGCUUAGUGCUGAGAGAGGUGUUCUUUACAGGAAUGCGAUAGUAGCGCCACACUACUACAUGAACAGUCACGGCCUGAUCUACACGAUCAGAGGCAGCGCCAGGGUCCAGGUCGUGGGCGACUCCGGGCAGACUGCGUUCGACGGCAAGGUCCGGGAGGGCCAGUUCCUGGUCAUCCCGCAGAACUUCGUGGCGAUCCAGAGGGCGAGCGAGGAGGGCUUCGAGUGGAUUGGCUUCAGGACAAACGACGUGGCGAUGGUCAACCGGCUCGCGGGGAGGCUGUCAGUGCUCCAGAGCCUGCCCGAGGAGGUGAUCGAGAACGCAUACGACAUCUCGAGGGAGGAGUCGAGGAGGCUGAAGUACGGCAGGGAGGAGUUGGCCGUGUUCAGCCCGGGGUCUAGCUCUAGAGGAAGGGAGUGAAACCAUGUGCAUGUCGAUGUGUAGCUACGAAGGUGAAGGGUGAAGUAGUAAUAAUGUAGCUUUAGUGAGAGGUUAA